AUGUCAAAGAGGAUGGAUGGAUUGCAACUUGCAGCAGUGAGCACAACCAACCAACCAUCAAUGGUGUGGGGACAUCAGGAGGAAAGUUGUGAGGAGCUGCAGCCUGAACAAUUGUCCAAGCAAGCAGUGACUGAGAGGCCAACCAAUGCAUUGCCAAGUGACACCAUUUUCAACCCGAAGGAAGAAUGCAAAGCCAUCCAAUUAAGGAGUGGAAGAACCUUGGUAAAUAACAAAAAGCCAGCCGAAAAAGAAGCCACCAAGAAGCCAAUAGAGGACGACAAGGCUAGCAGCAGCAAAGAGCAGGUGACAAUUGAAGAAAAAAACCAAGAAAGGCUCAAGGAGAAAGAGGAACCUCAAGCUUCAAUGAAGCGGAAGCAAAUCAUGGAGGAACAAUCACAAGAACAGAGGAAGAUAGUGAAGACCUACACUCCUCCUUUGCCAUACCCUCAAAGAUUGCAGAAGGAGAUCAAAGACCAACAGUUCCCUAAGUUCCUAGAGGUGUUUAAGAAGCUGGAGAUCAAUAUUCCACUUGUUGAAGCUCUAGAACAAAUGCCUCUAUAUGUAAAAUUUCUCAAAGAGCUUAUCAGCAAGAAGAGGAGCUGGAAUGAGAGAGAGAUAGUGAUCCUAACCCAGGAAUGCAGUGCAUUGAUCCAAGAAGGCAUUCCACCAAAGUUCAAAGACCCUGGGAGUUUCUACUUGCCUUGUACCAUUGGUAACACAGUCAUUGACAAGGCACUGUGUGAUUUGGGCUCCAGUAUUAACCUCAUGCCUCUAUCUAUGAUGAGAAGGCUAUCUAUAGAAGAAGUGAAGCCUACACAGAUGUCAUUGGAGCUAGUGGAUAGAUCUCUGGUAAUUCCUGAGGGGGUGAUUGAAAAUCUCUUGGUUAGAGUGGAGAAAUUCAUAUUUCCUGCAGAUUUUAUAAUCCUGGACUUAGGAGAAGAGGAGAAUGACUCUUUGAUAUUAGGAAGACCUUUCCUGGCCACAACAAGGGCCAUUAUUGAUGUAGAACAAGGAGAAUUGAAUCUGAGGGUAAAUGAUGAGAAGAUAAAUUUGAAUGUCUUCCAAGAAGUACAUCAUACUGUUAAGGAGAAAAGCUGCAUGAGGGUUGAAGAAGAAGAUUUACCGUGGAAGGAAAAACCCAAUGAAGAGUUCAUCAGCUCAUCUGCAAAGCAAGAGAUGAAGAGUGGAGAAGAGAAAGAGGGUAAGGAACAUGUGAAGGCUGAGAAGAGAAGGUAG
Arachis ipaensis is the source of this 1236-nucleotide messenger RNA. The record is from RefSeq and is a predicted model, not a curated record. Lineage: Eukaryota; Viridiplantae; Streptophyta; Magnoliopsida; Fabales; Fabaceae.